AGUUCAAGAGGGUGCUGACUUUCUGAGGUUACUCUGAUUUCAAGCAAUGGAAAAACUAACCGAAACCGAAGAACAAUCACAGUCACAGGACUCAUCAACUUCAUCGCAAGAUCACCAGAACUGGAUAACAGAACAAGAUAUUCUUAGAGAAAAACUGAUAACGGAGGAUAGUUUCACAUGGAAAUUACCCAGCGAAGGCACAACAAGCACAGCACAAGAGGAAGGAUUAAGAUACGUUGGUGGGGUUGAUAUAAGCUUCUCAAAAGAUGAUCCAUCAAUGGCGUGUGGGACCCUCGUAGUAUUGGACUUCCACACUUUACAAGUUGUCUAUCAGGACUUCUCUUUGGUCACUCUUCAAGUCCCUUAUGUGCCUGGCUUCCUUGCAUUCAGAGAAGCCCCAGUUCUUGUAGACAUUCUGGAGAAAAUGAAAAGGAGUGAUAAUCCUUUUUACCCUCAGUUGUUAAUGGUUGAUGGAAACGGAAUACUUCAUCCCCGAGGUUUUGGCCUGGCCUGUCAUAUUGGAGUUGUGGCCAAUCUCCCAACGAUUGGAAUUGGAAAGAAUUUGCAUCAUGUGGAUGGUCUUAAUCAAUCUGGAGUGAGCAAACUUCUUGAAGCCAAAGAAAACUCUUCUAAAGAUUUUAUUACUUUGGUGGGUUGUUCCGGGCAUAUAUGGGGAGCAGCCAUGAGAUCUACACAGGGAUCUAUAAAGCCAAUAUUUAUAUCAAUUGGUCACAGGAUAUCACUUCAGACUGCCAUUACGAUUGUUCAGAUGACUUGCAAGUAUCGUGUGCCUGAGCCAAUUAGACAGGCUGAUAUAAGAUCUAGAGACUACAUUCGGAAGCUUGAAAUGAAUACCAAAAUGAAGUAAUUUCACCGAUAUGGUUCAUUUAUAUUGACUUCAACAUUUUUUUCUCAUUGUUUCUUGAACAUCUUAAGUGAUGCCAGCACUUGCUGCAUGCCACAAUGAAUUAAAUUAGACACGUGUAUGAAAGUGUCCUCAACAAUGUAAAUUUCCAAGUCCAGAAAUGUAAGUGAAUAAACUCAA
This is a messenger RNA of Gastrolobium bilobum, 1045 nucleotides long. RefSeq lists its product as uncharacterized. Gene Ontology annotation, cellular component: cytoplasm; nucleolus. Gene Ontology annotation, molecular function: single-stranded RNA binding; RNA endonuclease activity producing 5'-phosphomonoesters, hydrolytic mechanism. The record is from RefSeq and is a predicted model, not a curated record. Bases 47 to 868 code for a protein of 273 amino acids. Gene Ontology annotation, biological process: DNA repair. The transcript has 8 exons. NCBI's taxonomy places the organism in Eukaryota, Viridiplantae, Streptophyta, Magnoliopsida, Fabales, Fabaceae.